GUAGGCCGGAGACCCCGCCCCUCUGCGCUGUGAGCUGACAUUGUUCCGGAGUCCAAGGGGCUGAUGAUCGGUAGAAUGGCGCUGUCCUCUCUGCCCCGUGUGGAGCAAUUAUCCUCCCGGGUGAUCCGGGUGUUGGGGUGUAACCCGGGCCCCAUGACCCUGCAGGGUACCAACACCUACUUGGUGGGCACCGGUCGAAGGAGAAUACUUAUAGAUACGGGGGAACCUUCUAUUCCAGAAUAUAUCAGCAAUUUGAAGCAAGUACUUAAUAAAUCCAGCAUGGCGAUCCAGGAAAUAAUCGUGACUCACUGGCACCAUGACCAUUCUGGUGGUAUAACAGAUAUAUGCAGAGAUAUCAUAAAUGACUCUGGUGUUUGCGUUAGUAAACUUCCGAGGAAUCCACACAAAGAAGAGGUCAUCGGCACAGGAGAGCAAAAGUACAAAUAUCUGAAAGAUGGAGAUAUGAUAGCGACUGAGGGAGCUACACUGAAAGUCCUGUACACACCUGGACAUACAGAUGACCACAUGGCACUGGUGUUAUUGGAAGAAAAUGCAAUCUUCAGUGGGGACUGUAUUCUUGGAGAAGGAACAGCUGUGUUUGAGGAGCUGUAUGAUUACAUGAAGUCUUUAGAAAGGCUAUUAGACGUCAAGGCUGACAAGAUCUACCCAGGUCAUGGUCCUGUGAUUCAGGAGGCAAGAGCCAAAAUUCGGGAGUAUAUUACUCACAGACAGGCUCGAGAACAACAAAUUUUGCAGGUUUUGCAAGAGAACUCUGGGAAAUCCCUGACUGCCAUGGAACUUGUUAAAAUUGUGUACAAGGAUACUCCAGAAUAUUUACAUGCAGCUGCAGAAUUCAACCUUACUCAUCAUCUACAGAAACUAAAGCGAGAAGGAAAAAUAGUACAAGAAGGGGCUCCUAAUGUCCAGUGGAAAAGUCGCUUGUGAUUGUGAAUCAAGGAAACAAUUGGUUGAAUCUGAAUAAGGAAUAGACUGCAUGGGAGGAUCAAGGCUCACUGAUUAAGAUGCCUCACAGUAGAACCAUCCAACCCAACUCCAAAUCAUUACACUUGCAGCUGUGUAAUUUUAUAAAUUUCAUUUUUAAUUGGGGUUUCUUUUUAUUACUAAUGGAAGCAUCUUCCUAAUGAAAGAAUUAAA
Rana temporaria (common frog) is the source of this 1155-nucleotide messenger RNA. RefSeq names its product lactamase beta 2 (gene LACTB2). The transcript is spliced from 7 exons. Gene Ontology annotation, molecular function: RNA endonuclease activity; single-stranded RNA binding. Lineage: Eukaryota; Metazoa; Chordata; Amphibia; Anura; Ranidae. Gene Ontology annotation, cellular component: mitochondrial matrix. Bases 64 to 945 code for a protein of 293 amino acids. The record is from RefSeq and is a predicted model, not a curated record.